AGUGUCACAUGCGAUUUAGAGCUCUCUUUUUCCUUUUCUGCUCCCCCCCGAAUUAAUUUACUUCUCAUCAUCUCACGCCAUCAUCAUCAUCAUCAUCAUCAUGCGUAUCCUCCGUAAUACGUUGUUGUCGCGUCAAAGUGUUUGAUAGUAGCACUAUGUCCUAGUCGUCGUAUGUGCUAAUUAUACUAAAAAUUUACAUUUUGUUAAUUCAUUCGAAACUCUGCUCAAAUUUUCCUUCCAAUUCAAAUUUAACUCAUUUGCUCUCCCUGAACCCUCUUAGUUCUCCCCCUCUCUCAUCCCACCUAAAAAUCAAAAUCAAUACUUUAGGCCACAUACUCCAAAUUGACAAAAACCCAACAAAUCCAUCCACCAAAUCGCCAGAGAGAGCAGAGAUAGUCUAUUUGUUCUUUUUAAGUUAAAUUUUGAAACUUGACUGAAAGCGGAAGUGAUACUACCCCGGUACUCGAUCAACAAAAUUAUCAAGAAGGAGAUUUGAGCAUAAAUUGAAGAGCAGUUUUUGUGACAGAUCAAGAAUUAGGGCUAGUUACAAUGCAGAGGCAGCAAAACCGAGGGAUGAUGGAAAUGGGGGAUUUUGUACCCAAGAUCCGGAAAAGGGGUUGCUCGACAUCAUCAUCUUCGUCAUCAAAGGUUCACAGUUACCGUUUCAAGCGGGCCAUUUUGGUGGGCAAGAAGGCUAGAGGAGGUAUCGGGCUCGGAGGGUCCAGAUCCAGCACGCCAGUGCCAAGUUGGAAAAUGACGCCUUUGAAGAGCGCCAUUGACUCCCCUAAGUUUUCUCAGAAGAGUAAUGGUGGUGGGAGGUCCCGGCCGGUCUCUGCCAGAAGGCUGGCUGCUACUUUGUGGGAAAUGAAUGAGAUGCCAUCGCCUAAAUUGAGUGAGAAUUUGGAGGAGGAGAAGAAAAGGAACAAGAAGUUGAUGAUGUUGAAGAAGGAGAAGUUAAGGUCAUCUGUGCCUCCCCAUUUGUCUGAUCCAUCUCAUAGCCCUGUUUCUGAGAGGAUGGAUCGAUCAGGAACCGGUAGCUACCAGAGGAGGUCGUCAUCAGUUUCUCAAAGGCUUCGCACUCUAGACCACAAUGCUGCAGUUUUUGAUUCCCUUAGCAGUGCUAGUUUAAUGGAGAUUGAGACUAGAUCUCGAGCACAGACGCCAAGUGGAUCAGUAGUUGGUGUAAGGAACCGUCUGAAGGAUGUUAGUAAUGCUUUGACCACAUCAAAAGAGCUGCUAAAAAUUAUCAAUCGCCUCUGGGCUAAUGCUGAUCAACCUUCGUCUAGCAUGUCUCUUGUUUCUGCAUUACAUGCUGAGCUUGAGAGGGCUCGGCUGCAGGUUAAUCAGCUUAUACAAGAACAACAUAUGGACCAAAAUGAAAUUAGUUAUAUGAUCAAGUGUUUUGCUGAGGAGAAGGCUGCAUGGAAAAGCAAAGAGCGUCAAGCUGUUGAGUCUGCAAUUGAUACCAUUGCAGGUGAACUUGAGGUGGAGAGGAAGUUAAGGAGGCGAUUUGAGAGCUUGAACAAAAAACUUGGAAAAGAACUAUCAGAAACAAAAGCAUCAUUUAUGAAAGCAGUCAAAGAACUUGAGAGUGAGAAACGAACCAGGGAGAUAAUGGAACAAGUAUAUGAUGAGUUAGCUAGGGAUGUUGAUGAGGAUAGAGCUGUGGAAGUGCUAAAGAGAGAUGCAGAAAAGGUCCGUGAAGAGAUUGAAAAGGGAAGAGAGAUGCUCCAUUUAGCUGAUACGCUGCGCGAGGAGAGAGAUGCUAAACACCAGUUUGAGGAGAAAGAUACUGCUGUUGACAAGCUAAAGAAACAAAUUGAAGCUUUCCUGGGGAAAAAGAAAGGUAAAGAAAAAAGAAGUGACUCUCAUAAUUUUGGCAACGGUGAAGAUAUAGCGGCAUGCUUAAGUAGGACUCAAUGCAGUAAUUACUUGAGUGAAGAAAAAGAUGAUGGAGGAGAGGUGGAGGACGCUGAAGAAGGCUCAGCUGAGAGUGAGCUACAUCCUAUAGAAUUGAACAUGGACAAUAACAGCAAGGCAUAUAAGUGGGCCCAUGCAUCUGCUGCUGGUUCUGAAUUCAGGAGGAUCUCUGUCGAAGCUGAAGGGAAGGGGAGGAACUCUUUUACUGGACAGAUCCCUAGGAGAAGCUCUUCUCUCCAAAGGAGCACUUCAGAUACUGCUGAAUGGGGGUUUAAAUCCAGAGGCAUGCAAAACCCAGCAGAUGGUAUAGACAGGGAGAGGUUCUCUGGACUCGAGAAGCAAGCUCAGAGAAAAAGCUCUGCAGAUGAGACACAAAGGUACAAGUCUGUGAAGGGCCUAAGGGACCAAUUAUUGUCUAAUUCCAGGACAGGAUCAGCUAGAGAUUUUAUGAGCCCAACCAGACAGUGGGAGCAACCAUGGCCUUCAAGAGAUCCUCAUGGUGCUGUUCAAGAGAGGAAUAGUUUUUCGCAGGGAAGUGGCUCAAAGUCAAGACUGGCAGAAAGCAGAGGAGAUGGACAGUCUGCAAGAAGAUCAAGACGGUAAAUUCUUGCUUCAGAAACUAAUGUUUGCAGACUGGCACUGAAGGCUGUGGACCUGGGAUAGCUCCGCAGAUCGAGACAAAUUGGAGUGUUUAAAAGAAAGAAUUAACAUCUUGUUAGUUAUGCUUUGAAAGUUCUCAGCAGGAAUCUGUCUUUGUAAUUUUUUAUUUUUUUUUAUGUAGAAAAUUGUGUCAGUUUUGAGUGUAACUUGUACAAAAAUCUCUGAUUCUAAUGAGUUAAUCAUGCUUUAAUCUUC
Messenger RNA from Coffea eugenioides, 2775 nucleotides. RefSeq lists its product as uncharacterized. The record is from RefSeq and is a predicted model, not a curated record. The coding region runs from base 550 to 2523 and encodes 657 amino acids. The transcript has 4 exons. Lineage: Eukaryota; Viridiplantae; Streptophyta; Magnoliopsida; Gentianales; Rubiaceae.